CGGAUCCACGUGGUUUAAUCGGAGACAGACAGAAGUCCCAUUGUUCAAAAUCAAUAAAAAAAAAAGGAGGCAGACAGAGGAAACGGGGAAGGGUUUUUUUUUGAAAGGACGCUGCAGAGAGGGGGGGGUUUCCUCCUAAUUCUCAACUUGCAUUUGGAGGGAUGUAAUUUUGCAAAGAAGCCUCUCUUCUUUCUUUCUUUCUUUUUUUUUUCUUUCCUUCCUUCCUUCCUUCCAGAGAGGGCUGGCCCAAAUAAAGCAGCCCACCCCCCCCUCCACAGAAGAGGUCUCCAGAUCUUGCAAAAAGAUAGGUUACGAAAAUGCCCCGGCGGAAGGCAGAUGCAGCUAGUUCAGGGAACGGAACCGGGGCAGCCCGCAAACGGGCAAACACCGGCCGGGCCCCGCUGACCGCCAAGAAGAAGAACCGGAGUGGUGGGGGCAGCAGCAGCAGCAGCAGCAACAACGGGGGCGGGGGCAGCAGCGGAGAGGAGCAGGACGGGGUUGUGUUGCCCCUACUCUCGGCCCCUGGAGGAAGUAAGAAGGUGCCCCGGACCGGAGGGCGAGAACAGCAGAACCCUCCCGGCUUGCAGUCACCCCAGGCCGCCGUGGUGGUCAACGAGCCCGAACACACCAAGGAGCGCAUUAAACUGGAAGGUUCAAAGUGUAGGGGACAGCUUUUGAUAUUUGGAGCCACCAAUUGGGACUUGAUUGGCCGGAAAGAAGUCCCAAAACAGCAAGCUGCUUAUCGCAACCUUGGCCAAAACCUGUGGGGGCCGCACAGGUACGGAUGCCUCUCGGGAAUCCAAGUCCGGACAGUAAUUUCGGGCCCGUGUGCCGCUCACAACCUCUUCAUCACUGUGGAAGGGAAGCUGUGGAGCUGGGGGCGCAACGACAAAGGACAGCUGGGCCAUGGAGAUACCAAGCGAGUCGACGCCCCUAAGCCUAUAGAGGUACUCAGCAGCGACACAGUUGUAUCAGCCGCUUGUGGGCGCAACCACACACUGGCCCUCACAGAGAAUGGAUCUGUUUUUGCUUUCGGAGAGAACAAGAUGGGGCAGCUUGGAUUGGGGAACCAGACCGACGCCAUUCCUAGUCCUACGCAGAUCAUGUACAACGGCCAGCCGAUUACCAAAGUGGCUUGCGGGGCAGAGUUUAGCAUGAUUAUGGAUUGCAAAGGGAAUCUUUACUCGUUCGGUUGUCCUGAGUACGGACAGCUAGGGCACAACUCCGACGGGAAAUUCAUCGCCAGAGCCCAGAGGAUAGAAUAUGACUGCGAACUCGUUCCCCGUCGCAUCGCCAUCUUUCUUGAGAAGACCAAAGAUGGACAGAUCCUACCGGUCCCGAACAUCGUCGUGAGGGAUGUGGCGUGCGGUGCAAAUCACACGCUCAUCCUGGACUCGCAGAAACGUGUUUUCUCCUGGGGGUUUGGCGGUUAUGGCCGAUUAGGACACGCAGAGCAGCGGGAUGAGAUGGUGCCACGGUUAGUGAAGCUUUUCGACUUCCCCGGCCGUGGGGCUGCACAGAUCUACGCAGGUUACACCUGCUCUUUUGCAGUCAGCGAAACGGGAGGCCUGUUUUUCUGGGGAGCGACGAACACUUCCCGAGAGUCAACAAUGUACCCCAAAACUGUGCAGGAUCUGUGUGGCUGGAAAAUCCGUAGUUUGUCCUGUGGGAAGAGCAGCAUCAUAGUGGCAGCGGAUGAGAGCACCAUCAGCUGGGGGCCUUCUCCUACUUUUGGAGAGCUGGGCUACGGAGAUCACAAGCCGAAGUCAUCAACUGCAGCUCAGGAGGUGAAAACGCUGGAUGGGAUUUACACAGAACAGGUAGCCAUGGGCUACGCGCACUCCUUGGCGAUUGCCCGCGACGAGAGCGAAGCCGAAAAGGAGAAAAUCAAGAAAUUGCCAGAAUACAACCCACGCACCCUCUGACCCGGGCACGUGACUCUUCCCUCAACCAGGCGAGCUGCCGAAUGCACCACGUUGGCGGUUGGCGAAGAGACCGCGGGCCCCUCCGUGCGUUUUGUUAGACUUCUGAGAUUUCGGUUUUUAUACGCCAUUUGAAGUUUUAUCUACCUGUUGCUAGGACUCUUCCGUGCCCUGCUCUCUCCACCCCAUCCUUUUCCCCCAAGAUGGCUUGUUUGUAUUUUGUAUUUCUUUUCUUUCUUUUUUUUUUUUUUUUUUGGUGGUGGUGGAGGAUAAAUUGAAGAUGUCCAUUCAUCUCUUUUCGGUCACUAUAGUCCGAUGGAAACUUCCAGAGCAUUUUGUCCAUUUGUUCUUCCCCUCUUAAACCUACUUGGGACCAGUAAACCAGCAUUGAAAGUUCUUUUUUUUUUUUCCUACUGCAAAGAGUGGCCUAUGCUUUGUGUUUUGUCCCCAAAGAAAACGCUGUUUUUUUAAAAAUUUCCAUGCCUUUUUGUAAUCUCCUUUGAUGUGAUUGGGCACCAGGCCUCUUGAGUUCAAGAGUUCCCACUGAUUUAACGUCGAGCGAUUGUGCCGCUGUGUUUCCGUGUUGCCACAGACGCUGAUCGGCGUUGUGUUCCUUUGCGAUGCAGAGCGUUGCUUUCUCGCAACCUGGUGUGGUUGGGCAUCUGGGGGAAGAGGUUGGAGGGACUUGUAGGAUGUUUUCCUUGAAAGUCGCAAUUGUCCUGAGACGAGGAGGCUGGCCACAGGAGGGUGCUUCAAAUCUGGUUUAAGAACAAGUAAAAUGAAUUUGUUGCCUUGAAACAAGCUGGAGGGAAGUUUCCCUCUCUUGGCGAAAUUCUGAUCCUAGUACUUAAGCUGGAAAAAAAAACCCUUCUCUUGUUUAUCUUUUUCUCUUUAUUGGUUGGUAUCCACUUUGCUAGAAAGUGUAAAUUUGGAGUUCCUCUUUCGAAAGAGGCAUUUCUUUGGAUCAUUGAAUGACAGCUGAGAGGUGGAUUCUCAGACUGAUGCAUCAGUCCUCCUAAAACUUAGAAUAUUUUGAGUCUGGGGAGCAGCAUUCCUGCAGACCUCUUUUCUUGAACCCCUAAAAGGCAACCACUCUAUGAGAAAACUACAUAAAGUUUCCCAGAAAAACAGGAGAUGCAUUCCGGGCCUUGUGGGAAUUUAAUUCGCAGCUGUCUUAUUUCACCAUUUGGUGUUUGUGGGAUGGAAAUUUUCUGCCUUGAAAGCUACACGCUGCUCUUUUUUAGGUUGGUUUAUUAUGAGGGACCAGGAUACUUUUCCCUUUCACCAUCAUUGGCGUCCCUCGAUGGGUUUGAGCCACCUUUUAACCUGCUAACUUUUGAGUUAGAACAAUGAGCAAUCAACUGAAGGGGAAAAAAAUUAACGGAAACCCGCCACUGAUGGGGAAAAUUGGAAGGCAGCAUCUGUUGACUUGAUGCUAAAUUUGCAGAUGAGAAAAAUCAGGAGGUUGAGACUCUCUUUGCACAGGUCUGUUUCAAAACAUUUUCUCCUUUUCCUGUUUUGGUACGUUCAGCCACAUUCGAUACCUCCCUUUACUGUUUUAUUCGUUUUGCCCGAUGUUCCUUUUUUUCAUUGGCUAAGUCAUUCUAACCCAUUAUGAGGGACAGACAGACAUUUUCCCCUUUCACCAUCAUUCUAAGGCAAUGGGGGUUAAUUUAUUUGCCAUGGGGGAGAGAGAAGAAAAAAAGGUACUUCCAUUUUUCACCAAAGAAACGGCUGUUUUUGUGCUAAGUAAAAAGUUUUGCUUUGGAACUGGUUGGCCUGAAGGUUUGUGUUUAAAACUGCUGACUUUUUUUUUUCUUCACCAAGAAGAAGGGCUCAGCGGGACGAGAACCAAUUAAAGUUAAAUGAAAUGGGGAAAAGAGUUUAGUCUAGUCUUGUCAUUCUCUUUUGUUUUCCCCUUCACUUUUUUUUUUUAUAUAUAUUUCUCAAAUGUUUAAAUAAAAUGAUGGGUUUGUUUAGA
Messenger RNA from Pantherophis guttatus, 3903 nucleotides. RefSeq names its product regulator of chromosome condensation 2 (gene RCC2). Gene Ontology annotation, molecular function: small GTPase binding. Gene Ontology annotation, cellular component: membrane. The record is from RefSeq and is a predicted model, not a curated record. Gene Ontology annotation, biological process: negative regulation of GTPase activity. Lineage: Eukaryota; Metazoa; Chordata; Lepidosauria; Squamata; Colubridae.